AGGAUAAAAAAACAAUUUUUAAUUUAAAAAAUAAGAAAAAAUACAAUUAUUUGAUAUAUUUUUCUCUUUAUUUAUUUUUUAUCCCAAGAAAAAAGAAGAAUUUUAAUUUUAGAACUAAAAAUACAUAUUGUGUUUAUUUAAUUAAAGUAACUUUCGAUUUAAUUUAAAUAAAAAUAAAAAGGUUUAAAGUUUAUUGGGUAAUUAAGAAUAGAGAAGGAAGGUGAGCACUUAACGUUAAAUUUACCGAAACAGUGUUCCUCGAACUCUGAAUCUGACGUCAACCCUGAACGAGUCCGACGCCGAAUUCCAAUUAUUUAUAUGGCUCUCAUCUCACCGUUUUAUUAAAAUCCAAAGGCCCACAUUGCCUCUCAAAGUCCCGUUGGGACCCACACGUGAAGGUUCAAACCUCUGCUGAAACGCAUGCCAAGUAAACCUUCAUCGGGAUCGUGAAAUCAAAUAUCACAGCCAGGUAUCUGAAUCACCAAGGUUUAAAACUCCAUGCACCGCCACGUCACACAGGUUCAACGCUCACAGGCUGGCACAGUCGAACCAAUGAAAACUCUCCACGUGGAAGCUCGCGAUGUUGACACCUCCUUCGGCCACAGCUGUGCCCCUUCACAAGGUAUAUAAAUACCCUUCCAACGCACCCGUGUCCAUCGUCAAACACUCUAAUCCAUCUCUCAAUCGUUCUAAUCCUUUUCUUAAAACUUCAACCCCCAACAUGGCUUCUAAUUACAAAGCUGCCAUUGGGUUCUCUGCAGUUAUCACGCUGUUACUCCUUCCCGCACUCACAGUAGGGGCGCUGGUGCAAGAGCAACCGCUCGUGCUCAAGUACCAUAACGGCCAGCUCCUAAAGGGACGGAUCACCGUUAAUCUCAUCUGGUAUGGAACCUUCACCCCCAUCCAACGCUCCAUAAUCGUCGACUUCAUAAGCUCUUUAAGCUCACCCAGCGCGCCGCUUCCCUCAGCCGCCACGUGGUGGAAAACCACUGAUAAAUACAAGGGAGGAUCCUCUGCGAUCGUCGUAGGGAAGCAGUUCCUGCACACGCCUUACACCCUCGGGAAAAACCUGAAGGGAAAGGACCUACUCGCACUCGCUUCCAAGUUCAAUGAACUCAACUCAAUAACCGUUGUUCUAACGGCCAAGGACGUCACCGUAGACGGUUUCUGCAUGAACCGAUGCGGGACCCACGGGUCGAUCCGACGGUCUAACGGGGCCCGAAAUGCUUACAUAUGGGUCGGUAACUCCGAGACGCAGUGUCCUGGCCAAUGCGCGUGGCCCUUCCACCAACCCAUUUAUGGGCCCCAGACGCCGCCGUUAGUUGCGCCUAACGGCGACGUUGGAGUUGACGGGAUGAUCAUCAAUUUGGCCACGCUGCUUGCUGGCACUGUCACGAACCCGUUUAAUAACGGUUACUUCCAGGGACCACCUACGGCGCCGUUAGAGGCUGUUUCGGCGUGCACUGGGGUUUUCGGUAGCGGGUCGUAUCCGGGUUACCCGGGUCGGGUUCUUGUGGAUAAGGUUACCGGGGCGAGCUACAAUGCGCACGGCGCGAACGGAAGGAGGUACUUGGUGCCGGCGAUGUGGGACCCGCAGACCUCGACAUGCAAGACCCUCGUCUGAGGAGGGGAUCGGAGAGUGACACGUGGCGUUUUAUGGUGUAUGGGUUGUAGAUAUGGGUUGUUGGGACCGGGAGCAGGGGAUUGCGGAGGAGGUGGUGGUGGACUGGGGUAGUGUGUAUCUAUGCUAAGCUGCUUUUGUCGUUUAGUGUGACGUGUAAAUUCUGUUUCGAAAGAUUAUAGAGGAAUGUUAUAAAUAUGGAAAACGAGGAAUAAGAAAAAAAAAGAUAUAUCGUUAAUGUUGUAUAAUAUAAUAUAUUUUACAUAUGCAAAGUAAGGUUUAUUUUUUUUGAAUUUCUUAUAUAAUUUUGAUUUAAGAAAGGGAAAUGAGAGUGGGUUUUGUGUAGAUUAAUAUUUCUUUGGGUAAAGUAAGGUGGUUGGGGGAAUGAAAAAUCGGUAGGAGAGGGUGUUUUUGUUUGUUUAUGGUAAAUGAGAAUAAAGGAGGGGUUUCGCUUGUGGUGUUGGUGGCCUGGGAGACCAUUAUGGCGAGGUAUCAGUCAUGAUGACACUGGCGAGGUGAAGUGAAUCUCACUAGGCAUAAAAGGCUACAGAGAGUGUCAUCUUUUGGAUGGUUUUGGUGGGUCCUAUUUCUCUGCAAUUAUAUUUUAGAUAAGCUUUGGUUUGUUGUUUGUACCCUUCUGGGUACGAAGAUUGGGAUGGGAUAGCUUUUACUAUUAUUUUGUUCUAACAAAAGGUGAAAAUUUGUUAGUCUUCAUUUGUAAUAAAUAGAAAGUGAUAAUGCUAGGCCUUCUUGACCUAGUUUUCAAACUAGGCAGAACUCUCUGACGGGUGGGGUUACAUGCUAUGUCUCUUUUUGUUUCUCAUCCAUACCAAGCAAUUCAAUCUCAUCCAAGGGAAGUGAGAGAAUUUAAGAUAAGAAAUAAUGGGUCUGUUUAUUCAUGAGAGAAAAAUGAAUAAUUAUUGUGCAAUUAAAAUUUGUAGUAAUUUGAACAUUGAUUAAUUUAAGACUGAUCGGGGGUUAUAUGAUUUUUGGUAUCCCUCUCGGCCAUCUAUGUUGUAUCCCUCUGAUGCACUCAGCAGUUAGUUGAUAAGUCUUUAAGAACUCACAUACCACAAUCUAAUGCGUAAACCAUUUAAAUUUUCCUGAUACUCGGUGUAGAUGCUCACAGUAUUUGGUCACUCUCCCAAGAGAUUGCAGUUGCACUGACUUGACCUUUCUCUAGCGUAACAUGUCAGCAAUAAUGUAAUUUCAAUAUAUUGGGCGGGAAGUAGCAUUAAGCCUUGGAUCACGGUGAGCUGGUGAACUCGAGUCAUCACAAGCAAUAUGCCCGGAGCAUCACAAAUUCCGUCAUGUUCUUGAAUGCCGUAUGAAAGAACAAACAGACAAAGCAAUUACUCUCAAGUUCAGUUCCUAUACAUUUUUAUUAACAGAUAGUACCAGAUCCAAACAUUAGCAGAAAAAAUCGGUUGACAGGAAGUUUUAUGUUGUGAUUACACUACUGAACAUGUACCAAGUCAAUUUUCACGCUAAUGUGAUGAAUUGGAAACAACGAUAGCCCACAGACACUACAUUUAUGUGUCAUCAAAUUCUGUUUUAGACCAGCUAUAUAUAGGACUCAUACUUAAAUGUUUAAAAUGUUUCAAAGCUUGUUCGCGUGUAAUAAAAUGAAACCUUUAACAGGUAUCUACCAAGAAUUGUCGAACGAGUUUAGGACAAGACAAAUUAUGUUUUCCCAUGACUAACUGGGGGUUACCAUUUACCAUAGGUUUUGACAAUCAAGAGACUGGAUAGUUUAAAACAACGACUAGAAAUUGGACCACAAUUGCUUGGACAUUCAUAAAGAAAACUGUGGACAACACUAAGAUGGCAGAGUGUAGGCAACUGAAAACCCCAUAUAUUAACCAUUUUUAAGAAGAUACUUCUACAAAGAACAUUUGAAUAUGUAACAAAUACCAAAGCAAAGCAAAAGAAAACACCAUAAAAUUACAAGGUUUGCUGCUAAAUCAGUGUUCAAUCCUCAUAGAAUCAACCACCUUAGUCUAUGCGGCUAGACUGGCCAAAACAUCAGCCAUGACACCAUAUGUGGGAGAAGGAUGUCAUCUCCUUCCACCCAGUAUUCAAUAGAUCUGUUUCGGCAGAAUGGAAAUGACAUUCAAUAGUAGGGGCUGUAUCGCAUUGCCAUUCUGAACCUUGGAACCUUUCUGCAAUUAAAAAAGUG
Messenger RNA from Abrus precatorius (Indian licorice), 3800 nucleotides. RefSeq names its product protein EXORDIUM-like 2. Bases 581 to 1624 code for a protein of 347 amino acids. The record is from RefSeq and is a predicted model, not a curated record. NCBI's taxonomy places the organism in Eukaryota, Viridiplantae, Streptophyta, Magnoliopsida, Fabales, Fabaceae. The transcript has a single exon.